This is a messenger RNA of Halichondria panicea, 1777 nucleotides long. RefSeq names its product F-box only protein 3-like. The record is from RefSeq and is a predicted model, not a curated record. Lineage: Eukaryota; Metazoa; Porifera; Demospongiae; Suberitida; Halichondriidae. The coding region runs from base 255 to 1595 and encodes 446 amino acids. Gene Ontology annotation, molecular function: protein binding. The transcript has 12 exons.
GCCCAAUUAUAGGAAUUUAACUCUAUUAAAACUGUUCCAGAGAAUUCCUUUUCAAUGAUUCUCACAUUUGAGUGUUCCAUGGAUGCAUAGUUGACAAUAUAGUUAUGGAAUAAUAAUGGUGUUCUGUAUUAUUGUGCUCAAUAUCGAAAUGGUAUUGUCCUAGCUAGACUAAGUAGACUGGUCUACUCAGAUUGUUUUGACCUUGUUUGCAUCAUCUUACUGAGAAGAUCUUUACCACACAUUGCUUGCAUGCCAUGGCUGAAGCCAGCUCUUUCCUGACCCUCACCUGGGACCUUCAUGACCUCAUCUUCUCCUAUCUCACUCCUCAGGACCUGUGCAGAUUAGGGGGAGUGUGUCAAUAUUGGAGGAGCUCAGUCACACAGUGCAAUCAGUUGUGGAAGCGUCACUGUAGGAAGGUGUGGUUUCAACACGAACUGCCCUCUGAUUGUGACAGUUGGUACCAGUCAUGGCUGAGAAUGGCGAGGGAGUACGGUCGCUAUAUAAACUGCUACGCUGAUGUAAAGAGGGCGUGGUGUAGGAUUGAGGAGUUUUUGUUAGCUCACAAGAUUGUUAUAAAUGUAGAACUCACUGAGAAACGUACUGAGGAUGAAAUAACAAAGGCAGAGCAGGAGUUGGGACUGACGUUCCCUGAUGACCUGAGGCUAUCCAUGCGUUUCCAUGACGGCCUCUCCUCUUUCCUGGGUGUGCUGGAGUUCUACUAUUUCCAAUCCAUUCUCACGCUGCACUCGCUAAGUGACCUGGUUGAGUUACAUCGGUCUGCGACGGAGGAGUCCUUCUAUUGCCCCUCCCACGGGAACACUCAGUAUCUGCAGAUUGUGUCCGGGUGGCCAAACAAGAACACAGCUGCUGGGUUGUUACUAGCCCUCCAUGAGUGUAAGGAAACGCCCCCUGGUCAUGUGAUCUGGAUGUCCACUGUCGGUUGGACGGAGGAGCCGCUCUUCAACGACCAAACAAUAAACCACAGUGGAGUGCUCAAAAACUGCUCAGUGGGACUCAUCGGAAAAUCCAUGCUGUUCAAAGAUUGGCUGCUUGACUGUGCACAAAAGCUGCCCUGCUAUCCCAUAAUGCCUGACAAGAGACAAGCGUUCAUCAUGAGGUUCUAUCGUGAUCCCAGCGAAGUUGCUACCACAGGACACUUUACCAUCCGAGUGGGUACCGCCCUGGAUCCAUCCAUGGGUACCAUGUACCAAACCAAUACCUCAGAUUCCAUUCCCAUUCUGCCCCUACCCAUUAUCCCGUUACUGACCACUGGAGGGAGCUACGCCUACUGGAUAGAGAUCAAGAUGCAUGACGACGCUCCCAAAGACGAGAGGUGUCAGCUUGUGAGCCGUCGCUGGGUUAUCCGCUACGCUAGUGGGGAGGUGGAGUCUGUGGAUGGGCCGGGGGUAAUUGGAGAGACCCCUGUGUUUACCCCCGGGCACAUACACCAGUAUGCCAGCUGUACACGAUUCAUAAAUGAGGACUACUGCACCAUGGAGGGUCACUACACCAUGCGCUACUUGAAUAAAGAUGGAAUGUUUGACGUUCAAGUACCCCGAUUUCACAUGCCCAAGCCGGACAUCAAGUGGCUCUAAAUGUAGCUCCUCUAUACACUGGACACACUCUCUACCUUCUGCAAGUAAUUAGUGCUACAUGUAUAGUUGCACUCCAAUGCCACUGUACGUAUUUUCAUGGAGACUAAUGCUCUGCUAUUUUCAUAAUCAAUUUUGUGUGUACUCAUGCCAUGUACCUAUAAAUUCCAGCUUUCUCUUCGAAA